AUGCGCGUGAUGGCAUCCCAACAGCGGAUCGGCUUGAGGGCUUCCAGGAAGGUGGUGUUGGUGGCAGCGCUUGCAGUUGGACUCGCAGCGAUGUCGCAGACUCCAUGUUUUCCACACCUGCCAUUGAUUGUGAACCCAGUUCCAGCUGGGAAAAUGAGACUGUACCACUACACUGAUGAGGCAGGCUAUGUCGGCAUCGUGAAAUGUGGAUACAUCCGGCCAUCAGAGAUCACCUUGGGUGACGCAUGCUAUGGAAGUCACGUCUAUGCAACGGAGCUUGGGCCUGAGACGCCUAUUUGGAAAGUUCUGCAGAACAACUAUGACAAUGAUGGCACGCUUGAUUGCAGAGGGGAGUCCAGGGCGUAUAGGGCAGACUAUGUGAUCGCUUUUGAUCUUGAAAGAGAAGAAGCGGAGGUCUUUGAUGCAGAUGGAAAAAGAUCCGUUUUGGGCAUCGGGAAAGGAGACAAGGUGGAGAUCAAAAAGGCGGCCUACCAUGGAAGAGCAAUUGAAGCAGCCAAUGCAACAGGCAUGGUGAGGGUGUAUUGCUACACCGAUUAUUCCGGCUUCAGACAAGCCAUGGAGAGCGGACGCAUCAUGCCGUCAGAGGUCACGGUGGGUUCUAACUCUCACGGAACUUACGUUUUUGCGACAGAGCUGGACCCUCGUACAGAAUUCUACAAAGUUUUGGACAACCAGUACGGCGCGGAUGCAGGUAUUCCACGGAGAGGAGAGGAGCUGCGAGAUCAUGCCAGGUACGUUGUGGCUUUUGACCUUCCAAGGUCUUCGGUGAACUUUGUCCACGAGGAAGGUCGAUCCAUUGCGUUGAUUGGCGGUGGCGAAGAAAUCAAGGUGCAGCAGGCCACAUAUGCUGGAGUGGCCAGCGUCAUCGCCAAGAUGCUGGAGAGGCUCAAGCGGACUGGCUCCUAUGAGGUUGACCAAUCGCUGGUAUGGUUGAAUCCCCGCAAAUGCUCGCUUGGUGAUGAGCUCGACCACACAUACGACCCAUCAGACUGGUUUCAGCAUGUAGACUGGUUUCAGCAUGUAUUAAGGCACAACUUACGAUAUUUUUGA
Molecule: messenger RNA, 1071 nt
Organism: Symbiodinium sp. CCMP2456
Lineage: Eukaryota; Dinophyceae; Suessiales; Symbiodiniaceae
Source: the annotation of a GenBank genome assembly